Messenger RNA from Seminavis robusta, 1347 nucleotides. NCBI's taxonomy places the organism in Eukaryota, Bacillariophyta, Bacillariophyceae, Naviculales, Naviculaceae. The record is from the annotation of a GenBank genome assembly.
AGUGCCGUUGUUACAGCCAGCAUUACCUGUUCCACCCCCAGCCCAGUCCCAACAGCUUCACCACUUCGAACCAUUCGCAGUGGCUCCCACAAGCUCUAUCAAGUUUCCCACAUCUCCCAGCCAGUUUUCCAUCUGAGGAACCAGCUGUCAAAGAAGGCUUCUUUCCAGAUGCCCCAGCUGUCACAGAACACAUCAGGUUCCAUCCCAUCUUGCAAGUCUUGGUGUCCCCAGCUGUCACAGAACACCACAUGUUCCAUCCCACCUUGCAGGUCUUAAUGUCCCAUCAGUUCUUAUGUACUUGCUCCUGGUUUGAUCUUGAUUGCCAAAUCUAUCCAAAAGCAGUCAUUGUCAGGCUAACCCAGCAAGACCAACUUCAACCAAGACCUCCCAAAGGAAACUUGAGCUUGGACUAGGCAGAAACAACUUUCAUUCCUCUCCCAGUUGUGCUCAGAAAUUUGUUUUCCCUCAGUUGAAAAACAAGUUUCUGCCUCAGUCCAUCAGAACUGAGUAGAAAGUUCACCUGCCUUCAGACAGUCACUGACGCCUCUGCCAACCUUUGCCGCUCCAAGCGCUUUCAUCAUCUACCAACCUUGCCACCAAGCACAGCUUCUUUCCCCUACCCUUUUUGUUCACCAUCAUGACACAGUCUCAGAUGAUGUUGCGCAGUGGAUCCACUGCCUCCAAAGGUACCCAGUCCAGCAAGUCCUCUAUGAGGGUCAGCUCCCACAAGACCAUGAUGGAGAAGUUCAAAAAGGCCAGUGGUCUCGAUAAAACCAGCACCAUGUCCAAGGAGCCUGAGCAGCGAUACAUGACGAAACAUAUCAAAAUUUACCAGCCUAAGCCACCAACCGAGAUUGCUGAACUUCUUCAGUUGUUCUACUCGGUUGCUAUGGAGGAUCCUGCCAAUUUGGCAGAUACUAUUCACAAACUCCAUGAGGAAUACAAGCAAAACCCCAAGAAGUCGGAGCAGUUCUGCAUUCUACAUGCUUUUGGCGAAAAGUAUCACCUCACUCACUCCUUCCCCUUUGCCCCUGACAACUGGAAGGAUAGUGACAACGCUCAGAUCAAAGAGCAUCAUGGCAAACCCAUUUUGUUUACUGGAUUUGAGAGCGAGGUUGGACGGGACUUGCUCACGCUUACAGCUGACCCUGCUGAUCUCUUUGGUUUGAAAACCAAACAGCUUGCUUCUUGGGAUGCUUGCUGCAAGCUCACGGACGGUUUUGCUGCCACAGAUGAUGAAACUGCCAAGACCGUUGGUGCAUUUCCUUUUCUCCCCAUCAUUGGUCGAGAUUGGUGUGCAAAAGUUGCAAAUGGUCUGUAUCCUAUGGAUAUCAGCAAAAGCUGGAC